UGGGGGGAUCAUUCUUGCUCUCACCAGCAACGUUGCUCGAUGAACAUCUUUGACUGACACAUUGACAUUGAAUCCCACAUUGUCCCCAGGAAGAACCUCACUCAAAGCUUCGUGAUGCAUUUCAACAGACUUUACUUCAAUUGUGACAUUGACAGGAGCAAAGGUGGUCACCAUGCCAGGUUUGAGAACACCAGUCUCCACUUGGCCCAUAGGGAUGGUUCCAAUACCACCAAUUUUGUACACAUCCUGAAGGGGCAGGCGCAAAGGCUUGUCAGUGGGACGAGUUGGUGGCAGAAUGCAAUCCAAAGCCUCGAGCAAGGUGGUACCACUGGCACUGCCGCAUUUACAGAUACUUCUUUGGAAAUGAGUUGCACAAUUGAGAAGGCACUUGCUGAUGCUAAAGCCCUGGUGGAAAGGUUGAGAGACCAUGAUGACGCAGCAGAGUCUCUGAUCGAACAGACCACGGCUCUCAACAAGCGAGUAGAAGCAAUGAAGCAGUACCAGGAAGAAAUUCAAGAACUUAAUGAAGUUGCAAGGCAUCGACCUCGGUCCACGUUAGUUAUGGGAAUCCAGCAAGAAAACAGACAAAUCAGAGAACUGCAACAAGAGAACAAAGAAUUACGUACAUCCUUGGAAGAGCAUCAGUCCGCCUUGGAACUUAUAAUGAGCAAGUACCGAGAACAGAUGUUUAGACUGCUAAUGGCUAGCAAAAGAGAUGAUCCUGGGAUAAUAAUGAAGUUAAAAGAGCAGCAUUCCAAGAUUGACAUGGUCCAUCGUAACAGCUCCGAGGGAUUUUUCCUUGAUGCAUCUCGACCCAUCCCUGAAGGACCUCAACACGGCCUGGAGAGGAGGCACUGGGAAGCAAAUCAUAAUGAGUUACAGGCACAUGUUGACCAGAUAACUGAAAUGGCAGCAGUAAUGAGGAAAGCCAUUGAAAUUGAUGAGAAGCAAGGUUGCCAGGAACAAGAACGGAUAUUCCAACUCGAACAAGAAAACAAAGGCUUGAGAGAGAUUCUUCAGAUCACUCGAGAAUCAUUUCUGAACUUGAGGAAGGAGGAUGUAUCUGACAGCACAUCUUUGUCAGCCUUGGUGACCAGUAGUGACCUGAGCCUGCGGAAGAGCUGAGGGGUGCCAGGUCUGGAGCCUCGGGCACAGCUUCAUUAGUCACUAGAACUGGCCUGUGAAUGAAUGAAUGACACAAAACUCAAAUUUCAAUUAAUCCUUUUUCCCAUCUAUAGUAAAUAUAGUUCCCUAGUUAAAGAGAUGACAGCAACAGAAGCCAGGCGCCAGUGACUUCCACCUGUAAUCCUAGGUACUCAGGAAGUUGGGAUCUGAGGGUCGUGGUUUGAAGCAAGGCUGGGCAACAAAAUCUGUUAAGACUCUUUAUCUCCAAUUAACCAGCAAAAAAUGGAAGUGGAGUUGUAGCUAAAAAAGUAGAGCACCAGUCUUGAAUGAAGUAAGGGGCAGCAUCCAGGCUCCAGUACUGGACUCUCCCCCACCAAAAAAAAAAAAACAGUAGCAACAACAAAAAGUAUAGUUAAUUAUCAUAACUUAUUCCAGAACAUAAUUGAGAAGCAGAAACUGAUCUAAUGUAUUUUGAGAAGCAGGAACUGAUCUAAUGUAUGGUGGCCCAAUGAAACAUGUUCACAGUGACUGUUGAACCUAUAUAGCAAGGCAGUUCUCAAAAGUAACAGUGAUGUUACUAUUCUAGAUUACUUGCAGAUAAACAAAUACUCCCAAUAAAUGUUUGGAAUUUUAUAGAAUUAUCUCAAUUUAAAAUAAAUGAUUUUGUUGUGUUUUUUUUUUUUUUAAUGGAAAAUCCUCAGACUACAUUUUAUCCAUUUGUCAAAUCAACAAAUAUAUACCAUGAAUCUUUGUAAUUUACUUCUAGAUAAUUUACUAUCACUGAUACUUAGCUAAUAGUUGUCCAUGACUUAAUUGUACGAAUUAUCAUUUUAAGAAUGAAAGAGAAGGAAUAUUACUUUCUAAGAAAGAAGGUCUUACAGUAGACAUAUUUAGUAGGUUCAACUACUCCUUUGAAAAAGUUUUGGUUCUCAGUUAAUGAAAAUAUGAUUUUUUGCUCAGGCCCUGAGCUCAAGCCCCACAACUAACAAAACAUGAUUUUUCUCUUCUGAUUAUUUAAGUAUAUUAGUUCAUUUAGCCAAUAGAGUUGAAAUAUUUGAGAAAGCAAGGUGGGUGUGAUUAUUUCAAAGUAAACUCAGAACUCCUAAGGUUUCUGGAACCUUUCCCCACCCCCAUUUUUUUUAAAGUAAUUAUUCUUAAGAUAGAGAAAAAAAUAGAUUUUUUUUUUAAGUUUCUGAGUCUAUUUUAAGUUCCAUCUGGUCCUUAUAACCUGCAAGAUUUUUCUUAAACCUUUUAUGUGGGAGCCAGACUCACACCUGUAAUCUUAGCUACUCAGGAGGCUGAGAUCUAAGGAUCACAGUUCAAAGCCAGCCAGGGCAGGAAAGUCUGUGAAAUUCUUCAGUAAACUGCUCAGAAAAAGCUAGAAGUAACACAGUGGCUUCAAGUUGUAUAGCACUAGGCUUGAAUAUAAAGAGGCUCAGGGGCAGCACCCAGGCCCUGAGUUCAAGGCCCAGAACCCAACGGGGGAAAUAAAAAACCUUUCACGUGGGAAGGAAGAGUAGAAAUCUGGAUUUAUAAGGAUUUGUCUCAUUUUUAAACAUGUGUACAGUAAAUUGAUAUAAAUGUGCUUUACUACCAUUUGAAACCUAACUUUUUAAGAUAGCCAUUAGAAUAAAAGAAUAUCAAAUAUGAUUAAAUAUACAUGUUAAAGUUACCACAAGUAAAAUAUUCUACUUUUGCACAUAGAAUUUGUUAAAUUAGAUACUUCUUCACAUGGUUGUUCUUAUGUAUAAUUUCAUAUAUUGGUAAAAUUGAAACUUCUCACUUCUGAUGUUUUCUCAGAUUUGGAGUUAAUGAGAUAAAUUUGGGCAGAAUGAGCAGAAAAGGGCUAAUGGACCAAAUUAUUAAAUAAAUUCAUUCAGAGGCCUUAAUAGUUUAUAAGUGAAUUUUUUAUUUUCAAACUUCUCUGUUGGGUGUUUAGGAAAGUAUUUAUUUAUUGUCAUUCAAAUAGAUUUUACACAAGUAAAAAUUAAAGAAAAUAAGCUACAUAUUGAGAUCAAGUCUGAGACAAUUUGAUGUGGCAGCUCUAUUAUUAAACAUUACUUAGUAAUUUUUUUUUACAAACAAGUUGAGUUAAUUAAUUCUUGUUCGUCUUGCUUCUAGAUAAUCUGAAGGUCUUGAGUGUUAAGAUAUUUGCUUUGUUGUGUAGCAAAAUUUACAUCCAUUUUUGUUUUAAAUAAACAAUCUUAAAUUUAUGUCUUAGUAUGUACUUCAUAUAUAACUGUGUACAAUCCUGUUUUGCCAAUAAAGAUGAAUAAUUAAAACUG
This is a messenger RNA of Dipodomys spectabilis (banner-tailed kangaroo rat), 3410 nucleotides long. RefSeq names its product FGFR1 oncogene partner 2 (gene Fgfr1op2). The coding region runs from base 115 to 1125 and encodes 336 amino acids. The transcript is spliced from 7 exons. The record is from RefSeq and is a predicted model, not a curated record. Lineage: Eukaryota; Metazoa; Chordata; Mammalia; Rodentia; Heteromyidae. Gene Ontology annotation, biological process: response to wounding.